Daphnia magna is the source of this 970-nucleotide messenger RNA. RefSeq lists its product as uncharacterized. The record is from RefSeq and is a predicted model, not a curated record. The transcript is spliced from 2 exons. The coding region runs from base 181 to 924 and encodes 247 amino acids. NCBI's taxonomy places the organism in Eukaryota, Metazoa, Arthropoda, Branchiopoda, Diplostraca, Daphniidae.
AGUAUAAAGCACUGAAACAUCUAGAGUUUCUGGAUUAAACUAUAGUAAAAUCAGUCCAAUAUUCGAGCGUUGUAUUGCAGUCAAUGUAUAAAGGUUCAAAAGCCCACUCAAAGCAAGUGCAAGUUUCAUACAAAACUCUGCCCUGCUAUUCUUACGACAAAUGAGAGAAACUUGGAGAAUAUGACUGUGAAAACGCAAACAGUUUCACAUAUUGUUGAUUAUUUUUUAUGGGCUAAUCAGUCGUCCUGUCAAAUUUCUCAUUAUUUCGGAGGAUUAAUGGUUUCUUCUGCAGCUGGCAUCGUAUCUAUGGACGGACAGAAAGCGAUUUGUCUUGACCCAAUAGUAGCUCCAAGACCAGACCGAUGUAUUGUUUACUCGUUUGGAAUCAACUAUGAAUGGAGUUUCGACGAUGCCAUGGAUCUUUAUGGAUGCAAAGUUUUCUCAUUUGAUCCAUCAAUGAACGUUUCAAACCACGGUCGAAGUGAGAACAUAGUUUUUUAUCAAAUGGCCCUAAACAACGCAGACAAAAAUGAAUGGAAGAAAAACAUUGGAAUACCAUCGCGGACUCUUUUUUCAAUAUACAACAUGCUGGAGCCUAUACAUGGGGCAAAUGUUUUUAUCGACUACCUAAAGAUUGACAUUGAAUCAGCAGAAUGGAUCGUUUUGCCACAAAUUUUGGAAUCAGGGAUGAUGGACAAGGUAAGGCAGUUGUCGGUCGAAAUACACAUGGACUUUAAUGAAGCCCUUAAAGUAUGUUGCGAACAAGCUAACAUUAUACAUUCACUUGAAGAUUAUGGGAUGAUCCGCUUUGAUUCGAAACCCAAUGUAUACUCUGUAAUCAAUGUUCCACAGAGAAAAUCUUUGGGCUUUGAAACUUAUGAAAUAGCAUGGUAUAACAACAGGGUUUUACACCUUAAUUCUUGAAGCGAUGAGCUGAUAUUUGACAAAUACAAAGGAAGACUCAAAGCAA